Molecule: messenger RNA, 1296 nt
Organism: Capronia coronata CBS 617.96
Lineage: Eukaryota; Fungi; Ascomycota; Eurotiomycetes; Chaetothyriales; Herpotrichiellaceae
Exons: 1
Coding region: 1-1296 (431 amino acids)
Source: RefSeq, a predicted model, not a curated record
AUGAACAACCCUGAAUUCCGCCAAACCCUCCAUAACAUCUCCCAUAAUCUUGAGUCCGCCAACCAAGCGGCCCAGGAGAACAUCUACACCUUCGCCCAACUCUACAUCGAUCCUUGUCUUGCUGGACUGAGAUCCUGCCUGUAUGACUGCACACGGCCAUGUUUCCCAGGUCGAGAAGACAAUCUGCGCCGGAAGAGGGGGAGAUCGCGUGGCAGAGCUGAAUACAAUUUCGACUUCUACGACGCUUGGGACGAUGAUGAGGCCCUCGCCGACACUCCUUUAGGAUGGGGUAAUGAUGAGUUGGACAGUCUCCUGGCCGGUCAAAGUCCACGCUCGGGGCAGCCACGCAGACAACGGGCCAUGAGUUAUGGUUCUCGGGGGAAACGAAACCCCCCUGGGAUCCAGCCAGACCCAAAACAAGACCCGACCAUUAUCCCAGGCUCAUCCUAUUUGGGGUUCCUAGAACGCCUUCCGUGGAAAAUAGGGGCGCGUAAGUUGCGGUACAAGCCUUCGGCAGCAGACUUGCAAGAGAACCCCGGAGGAGCUAGAGUAAGGGACUCCGAACGGGAACCCUUGAUCGAGGAGAAUGAGGAGAAUGAUGUCCCUUGGGACAAGGGUCACGGCCGCCAAAGGAGCGAUACUGCCGGUUCAAGGUCGACCAUGAAUUCCCUCAGCUCUAGAGGAGAUCUUAUUAUGGGUGAUGAGGAAGAAGACGCCGUUCCCCUUGACGACGAAUUUGCAGUGAUGUUAACCCGGCGCAUGACGAAUCAGGGCUUGAAUGAGGAUCAGGGAAGUGGCAAGUCAAGAAAUUCAAGCGGCAGGCGGACGCGGGCUUCACGUCGGGCAACGCGGACCCCAUCCUCCAAAUCUCUGGCCAGUCCCAGUAUGAAGAGUCAAAGAUCCUCGUCGGCAAAAAGUCUGGCGUUAGUGUCGCCAAGCCCCCUACGGGAGCAAUCCCAGCCCCCAAUGAUGCUUGACUUCAAACGACAAGACGAUCAAGCCGAACCGGAAGACGAGCUAGAGGUCAAGCAAAAACGAGAAGCCGCGCAACGCCCUGCGCUCGAAAGAGGAUUAAACUCGCGAGAUGUCGAAGGCCUGGCUAGUGCAGAGUCGAAAUCGGUUCCUCCUGAUGCCGACGAAGUCGGACACGCAUCGUUGAAGCUGGACGCUGGAGAGGGGGAGGGGGAAUCGUCGCGGCCGGACGAUCACUUCACGAGGACGAACCGCCUUUCGGAUCCAUUUGGCCCAUCUGGACCCAGUGAUCGGGAAUCCGAGAAUGAUGCAGAUCCUACCUAG